UGUAAAAAGAAAUGGCACCAUUGGGAUUACCUCCUGGUUUUAGGUUCCAUCCCACUGAUGAAGAGCUGGUGAAUUACUAUCUCAAAAGGAAAAUAAAUAGGCAAGAAAUCGAACUCGACAUCAUCCCCGAAGUUGAUCUCUACAAAUGUGAACCAUGGGAGUUAGCAGAAAAAUCAUUUUUUCCAAGUAGAGAUCCGGAGUGGUACUUCUUUGGACCCCGUGAUCGAAAAUACCCGAAUGGGUUCAGGACGAACAGGGCGACAAGGGCGGGAUAUUGGAAAUCUACAGGGAAGGAUAGGAGGGUUAGUUGCCAGAAUCGAGCCAUUGGAAUGAAGAAGACACUGGUUUACUACCGAGGCCGUGCCCCUCAAGGAAUCAGGACCGAUUGGGUAAUGCAUGAAUACCGGCUCGACGAUAAUGAAUGCGAGGGCACCUGUGGGAUUCAGGAAGUAAAGAGAAGUGGUUAUUGGCAGGAUUCUUAUGCGCUAUGUCGGGUGUUCAAGAAAAAUGGCAUCACGGGGUCGGAAACAGAAGAGCAAGGGCAGAGUAGUUUAACGGUAAUGGAUCAGUACUGCUCGCAAGGUGUAAUUAUGAAUGAUUCGGAAACCAUGUAUGGAGAAGUCCCCAUAGGCGCCUCCUCGUCUUCAUGCAUGGAAGAGGAAGAAGAUAAAGAUGAUUCAUGGAUGCAGUUUAUCACUGAUGAUCCAUGGUGCUCUUCUAACUGUACUGCUGCCAUGGCUGGGGAUGAACUUUCUAAUACUGGCUUUUACAAUCUAAAUUAAUUUUGAGAUGGUGAAUAUACAACACAAAAUUAAUUGGGUAAUUAUGUUUCUUGAAAUAAGACGCAAAUAUUACACUGUAAAAUCUCUGAUAUUUUUCUCUCAUUCAUUAGGAGAUUAGUUUCUCUGAUUGGGUGUAAUCACUUGGGGCCUCAUUAUUAUUAGUAUUAUUAAGACAAUAACUACAUUAUGCUCAGCUUCGGCUUUUAUUAUUA
Gossypium raimondii (Peruvian cotton) is the source of this 994-nucleotide messenger RNA. Its product is annotated as NAC domain-containing protein 54. The transcript has 3 exons. NCBI's taxonomy places the organism in Eukaryota, Viridiplantae, Streptophyta, Magnoliopsida, Malvales, Malvaceae. The record is from RefSeq and is a predicted model, not a curated record. Bases 12 to 782 code for a protein of 256 amino acids. Gene Ontology annotation, molecular function: DNA binding. Gene Ontology annotation, biological process: regulation of DNA-templated transcription.